AUACUCUUGGAGGAUGAAACUAGAGGAAGAGAGAGCUUAUGCCAUUGAGAAACAUUCCACACAAAUAUCCUUUGAUGUUGUAAAUACUUUUUUUUCUUCUUCUCCAUCACCAUCGUAACUCGAAAUAUAUUUCCGAAAUUACUCAUAAAUCUCACAUUUACCAAGAAACUAAAAUGUCGCUUCAAGACCUCCAAAACGUUACCAACAGCUACGAUCCCACGUCCUCUCAUGAAGAUUUCCUAGAGCAAAUGCUUUGUGGUCUCCAGUCAGGAGUUUCUUGGCCGGAUAUAUCCACCGGAACUGGCGGCGGAGGCGGUGCCGGUCAGAACAAACCAGUAUUUCCAUGGGACGUGGACCACUUUGAUGACCAAUCAUCUUUUCUAGCAUCAAAACUCCGGCAGCAUCAGAUCAGCGCCGGAACCGGUGGAGCAGGUAAUCCAUCUUCUGCUGUGAAAUCUCUGCUUCUUCAACAGCAGUUGUUGCUCUCUCGAGGCUUAACCGGCGCCGGUGAUUCUGUGCUUUUUGAAAAUGACAUGGUUGAUGCUUCAUCGUUCAAAUCUCCGAGUGGAGAUAAUUCGAUUCAAACUCUCUUUAAUGGGUUUGCCGGAUCUAUCCAAUCCAAUCAAACCCAGGACUUCCAUUUCCCGCCGGCCCAGAGCUUCGGCUCUCAGGGGACGGCAGCAGCCUUGACUAACCAAGGACCAACCUCCGGCGGUGUAACUGCAACAGUAGGUGGCGGCAGUGGACCACCGACGCAGCCACGACAAAGAGUUAGAGCUAGAAGAGGACAAGCAACCGACCCACACAGCAUAGCCGAAAGAUUACGGCGAGAGAGGAUUGCAGAGAGGAUGAAAUCGUUACAAGAACUUGUCCCAAAUGCUAACAAGACAGACAAGGCUUCAAUGCUAGAUGAGAUCAUAGACUAUGUAAAAUUCCUCCAGCUCCAAGUCAAAGUACUAAGCAUGAGUAGAUUGGGAGGUCCUGCUGCUGUUGCCCCUCUUGUAGCUGACAUCUCCACAGAGGGAGGUCGUGACGCUUUAGAAGGAGGUGCUGCUGCGGGACGAAGCAACAAUGGAACAUCGUCUUCAAACAAUGACACCAUGACGGUGGCGGAGAAUCAGGUGGUGAAGCUGAUGGCGGAGGAUAUGGGGUCAGCCAUGCAGUACUUACAAGGGAAAGGUCUUUGUCUCAUGCCGAUUUCCCUAGCAACUGCUAUCUCCACCGCCACCUGCCACCCUUCUUCCUCAAGGAACAACCACCAGUUACUUGGUGGUGGGCCUUCCUCUCCCAAUGUUUCUGUGCUGACUGCUCAAUCCGCGAACGGAAUACUGCCACCAGAGGUGUCUCCAUCAAAGAAUCCACCUCCAUCUUGAAGCCGUGCUAUUCACCGGCGUUAACUUUUGAUUACAACCCAGUCGAC
Molecule: messenger RNA, 1420 nt
Organism: Lactuca virosa
Lineage: Eukaryota; Viridiplantae; Streptophyta; Magnoliopsida; Asterales; Asteraceae
Source: the annotation of a GenBank genome assembly